AUGGGUAAUCAGAGAUCUCCUCUCACUGCCUCCCUUCCAGCUUGCUUUUAUCUCCAGAUGAAAUUCAGUUUACUCCAGCAAGGGUCUGGGCUCUCCUCAUGCUGCAGUUCCCAGCAGCCUGGGGGACAAGGGACAAGAAUAUCUCCCUGUCCCAUGCUCCAGGCUCAGGGGGUCUCAUGGUGCCUUGUGCUGUGCCCCAGCCCUGAGGCCUGUUAUCAAUUCAAAACCUUUCUGUCUCCGUGCCCAGGUCUAGGUCACCUUGGACAGGCAGAUCAGGACUUCAGUCUGCAGCAGCCCCAGGCCAAGGUGACGGUGGCAGCCGGGGAGACGCUCACCCUGAAAUGUACCACAUCUGGAAUCGCUGGACCAGGUCCUGUGAGGUGGCUGAAGGGCUGGGGCAGUGGGAACACGACCAUCUAUGACCAGAGCAAGCAGGAUUCCUCCUCCCGUGUGACGAGAGCAGUGGAGGAAUCCGACACAGACUUCACCAUCCGAAUCAGGAACGUUCAGCCUGAGGACAUGGGCACCUACUACUGUGUGAAGUUUGUCAAGGGGAACACUGGUGAUGAUGAGGUGUUUCAGCAUGGCCGUGGCACGGAGGUGUCUGUGCAAGCCAAACCCAGCCCCCCGCUCGUGUCUGGGCCUGAGCAGAGAGCGAGGCCGGGGCAGUCGGUGCCUUUCACCUGCACGACUGGAGGGUUCUUUCCUGAAAAGAUUGGGCUGAAAUGGUUCAAGAACGCAGACCCCAUGGCCGGUCAGCCACCCCGGGUCACUGAAUGGAAGAUGAAAACCUACAACAUGUCCAGCACAGUGACGGUGACCCUGCAGAAGGAUGACGUCCUCUCUCAGCUCAUCUGUGAGGUGCGGCACUCCACGCUGCCGGCCCCGCUGCGUGGCCGCUACCAGCUCAGCAGAGUCCUGCGAGUUCCCCCCAGCAUCGAAGUGCGCGCUGAGCCGAGCCCCGUUGAGGUGAACCAGACCGUGACCUUCACCUGCCUUGUGAAAGAGUUUUACCCAGCAGAUGUGUCCGUUUCCUGGCUGGAGAAUGGGAUUGAGAUAAAGGUGGAGAACGUCUCCCGGCCGUUGGAGCUCCCCCGGCGUUUGUUUGAGCUGAGAAGCCAGGUAGAGGUGCAAGCCACCGAGGAGAAAAACGGGUCCACGAUCACCUGCAUGGUGGUGCACGAUGCCCAGGCCCCUGCCAACAAAUCAGCCUUCCUGUGGAUCUCCAACCCGGCCCAAGGGGGAUUGAGCAACGGCUUCCAGAUGGGUGACAGCCUUCUGUCCAGCCUCCUCCUCCUGUUGAUGGCUAUCCUGCUGGAGAAGGGGCUCCUCGGUGGGCUCCUCUUCUUCCUCUUCAAGCGCAUGAAUUGGAAAGCAUUGGGCAUGUUGCCCUAUCCCGCUUCACCUCAGUCCCCGGCUCCUGGAGCCGGGUCUCAGGGCUUGGCCGCUGCCAGCAGUGAUGUGUGAAACCUGGAAAUAAACGAACCAGGAUGCAGAGGCUGCCGUGGGCUGCUCCGCGCCGCCAGGCCCGGCCCCGCCUGUGGCCUUACAC
Messenger RNA from Vidua macroura (Pin-tailed whydah), 1552 nucleotides. RefSeq names its product signal-regulatory protein beta-1-like. Bases 1 to 1467 code for a protein of 488 amino acids. The transcript has 4 exons. The record is from RefSeq and is a predicted model, not a curated record. NCBI's taxonomy places the organism in Eukaryota, Metazoa, Chordata, Aves, Passeriformes, Viduidae. Gene Ontology annotation, cellular component: plasma membrane.